AUGUCAGACAAUAGCUUAGCUGUAUUUGAGGAUGAUGAGCAUCCUGACGUCUCACCAAACAACACAACAACACAACAAGAAAUGGAACAUCAGCAUCUGCAGCAACAAUUCCACCCUCAGCUAUAUUCCAGUCAAGUGGCACAUUUACCAGAUUCAGAAACUGGCUCCAGCAAUAUAGACGAUCCAACGAUAAGCGCAAAGGGCAGAAAUUCUUUCAGUGAUACACAAGCGUCUUCGUCAACACAACCAGUGAGGAGACCACCAUCGUUGAUCCGUUCUCAAACGGUCAAUGGAGCAGUUCCAAUAACAACAAAGGAUCUGCACGUGAAACGAUCCCUAAGUUCUGGGUACAAUAAAGCAAGUUCAAGACCAGCUGCCAGCAGCAGCAGCAAGGUCCAUUAUCCUGGUAGUAGUACGUCGCCAAGUAAUACGAAAAAGACCCAUGCCAUAAGUGCUAACAGUCCCGCUGCAGUCAGUAGAUCUCCCAGCAGCUCAAUAGUGAGGACAAGGUCAAGCUCCUUGACUAAAACGCAGCUGCACCCACCCACUUCGCAGUAUUUGGCCCAGGAGAAGACGUACUUGAGGAAACUAAAGAAUCAAUUUGCGGACGAUUACUACACCAAGGGUAUAACAGGUGCCGAUGAGGAAAGUAAAGACUCAUUGGAUGAUGAGGAAGACGAUGAGGGUUACGACUCGGCAUCCAACAACGGAGACAAUGCAACAUUAUUGGCUACAAUUGACGAUGACAAGUACCAAAUCGAUUAUAGCAUGGCCCUUUCAUUAAUGAAAAACUCCAAUCUCAAUUUCAAGAAAAUAUCGAAUCUCCGGACAGACUCUACAGAUGAUCCCGCUGUGGUUGAAAGAUUGGAUUGGCAGUCUAUGUUGACCUCGGUAUUGACUGGAGAUGUGGUACGGUCAGAAAAAACCAAGAUCAUAAACACCCAUAAUCCAGAUAAUCCUCUCGAGAGCUAUGUACACUCAACUUUUAAGGAGAGCAUUUGGUUUGGAAUUAGAGCCAAAAUUUUCAAUAGAACAGAGGAUGAUCAGAGGAAAAUUGUAGCAUAUAGACGGACAUUGGUGGGGCAGUUGAUUGAAGAUAUUAUGCAAUUUGAGGUAAACUAUGAUGACUCAGCGAAGAACCCGAUUCGAGAGCAGGUCAAGACGAUUUUGGAUAGGUACGACGAGGCAUGCAACCUCUGGAGAACUUUGGAGGAAAUGCGCAGUGACAAGCCAGCGUGUCGGAGCGAAGAAUUCCAGAACAGAAUUGAUGCCCUUACUGCUUGGUUGUCGAUUACCGAUGCGAUUAAAAGAGAGACACAAUCAUUGAGGGUAUGGAUUGGUAAUGAUGAGUUGGAUAUUACCAAGUCACCAGUAGAGGCCCCUAGCCGGAGUUCUUCUGUAUCCAAUAGCAAAAUUGUCAAGGAAAUAUUUGACGAGGAUAACAAGUCGCUUGCAGAGAGGUUGAUGAAGGAAAAGGACGUGCAUACCAUAUUCAAGAAGCGUAUCUUUAAGCCAUUAUCGCCAUGGAUGAUUAAGUCAAAGGAUACGUAUAUUCGAUUAGGGAACAUGUUUGAGAUUAUGAAGCUACCGGAUUAUCUUCACGAUUUAAUUCAAAUUUGUAUUAUUCCUAUGAAAUUGAUUAAAGAAAUUAUAAACGUGAGGUUGGGAUAUGCUAUGAAAUUGCAGAACCCGACUUUAAUGAUGAUUGAUCAAAUGCUUGAUGAUUUACAGUCUUAUAUUACUAUCGCAUUGGAAGUGAAACUGGGGGUUCAGCAGUAUAAGGAACCAGAUCCUCAAAAAAUAUGGCUUUUGAGUGAUUUGUUUGAUGGCGAGGUUGCCAAUUUUGAUGGUGUAAUUCUCAGAUGCAUUCGAUACUUUUUAGUAUUGUUCAACAAGAAAUUGUUAGAUAGCUCUAGGUCACAAAACAGUUUUAGAACAUUUAAAGAGCCAGAGGAAUUGGAAGAGGUGUGGAUUUUCUUGCAAUCCUUGGGUAAUUACAUUGAUGGAGGAGGUGCUGUUGUUGCUGAAGAGAUUGCAUUGUUGACUCUGCGAUUGAACCAUCGGCUCUUGGCAUACUUUAACCAUUCUAUUAGAUUGCCUCCUCAUACCGAGUCAUCGCAGGACUUAAUUCGUUGGUACAGCUCAACUUUGGGCAAUUUUGGUCAAAUAAGACGUAAGUUGGCCAGGUUCACUGGAGAUAUAUCGAGAUCAUUCACAAACUCGUUGGUAUUUGAGCUACCUGACCAGCCUCACCAGAACAAUACCAAGACCUUGCUUGAUGUUUUGAGGACAACGGACCACUUUUUAGUUUACACAAAUACCAUCGAGUCUCAGGGAACCUACUUUUUUGCCAGCUCCGAUCUAGCAGGAAAUGAGCAGGAGAUUUUGAAAAUAAUCAAUGGGUCCUACGUUGGUCUAGACCCUAGUACAAAGAAAUCAAAUUUUACCGAGUUGCUGAACUUGCUUCAAAGCUCUUGGAACAUGACUGCAGAGAUAAAAGAAGAUCCUCUGAAAUAUGGAUAUAUAUUGGCUCUUUGUCCAAUGAAGCCCAUCGUUUGGGAAGGUGCUGUUUUCAAUGUCAAUGUUGACUCGGUACCCACUACAGAGUUGAAGAAUGGUCAAUUGGCACUCAUCUCCAAGGUACCACACUUUGAAUUGCACACGGUCAGAGACAGGUUUUUAGAUCUUGUUAGUGAUGUUUUAGUUGUUGGCGGUGGCAUAAAACCAGUGGAGCAGCGAUGCUCGUUGUCAAAAGUCCAUUAUGAGUUGACAAAAACCAAUAAAGCAUUCUUUCGUAUGAGUUUGUCGGUUUUGGACUCAGUGAAAACUGUCCUGAGCAAGUUUAAGCAGUUGCAUACAACGGGUGAUUACCAAACUGUCAUCAACAACUACUUUGUUUUUGCUCGUGACUAUGGGAAAAAUGCCGCGCGUAAUCUAGAUUCAUCGCGCAAGUCUGCGGUUAUUAUGAAAUUGAUGCAGUUGGCUAUCGACUGGGUUAGUUUUAUUUGUGACGAUUGUGUUCCUACCGAUCGAAAAACGUUUAGGUGGUGUGUUUUGGCCCUAGAGUUUGCUAUGGAUAUGACUCGUGGGUUCAACAUAUUGUUUCUAAAUGACGACCAGUUUAGCACGUUGAAAGUUAAAGUUGCAAGAUGUAUGUCUUUGCUUAUCUCACAUUUUGAUAUAAUGGGUGCAAGGUCUAGUGAAGCCGAAAAGAACAAGCUAUUGAAAUGGACUUCGCAGAGACAGAAUAUUGCCAAUUCGCAAAAUGACGAUUAUGCAUUCAAGUUGUACCAUGAGGAAGUGAUGCAAGAAAUUUCAGAGAUUGAACAGUAUAGAUCCGAGCUCCUGGCUGAAUAUCAAUCAGUGGGUAAAGUGAUUGACAAAAGCGAUCUGGAGUACCAAUUUGUCACAUUAUUGGCCUCAUCAUUCUCUAGUGUUUCAAUUAGAUGGCAAAAGGGUAAAUACAUUGGUGGAGGUACUUUUGGACAGGUGUUUGCGGCAGUCAAUUUGGAUACUGGAGGUGUGAUGGCAGUGAAGGAGAUCAGAUUCCAUGACAGUCAAUCUAUCAAGGGUAUUGUUCCACAAAUUAAGGAAGAAAUGACAGUGUUGGAAAUGUUGAACCACCCCAAUGUUGUGCAAUACUUUGGAGUUGAGGUGCACCGUGACAAGGUCUACAUUUUUAUGGAAUUUUGCGAAGGUGGGUCACUUGCCGGACUCUUGACGCAUGGUCGUAUUGAAGAUGAAAUGGUGAUUCAAGUCUAUACAUUACAGAUGUUGGAAGGUGUGGCAUAUUUGCACCAAUCAGGAGUGGUCCAUAGAGACAUCAAACCCGAAAACAUUUUGCUCGAUCAUAAUGGAGUCAUUAAGUUCGUUGAUUUUGGCGCUGCCAAAGUCAUAGCCAAUAGUGGCCGAACCAGGGUCUCAACUAAAUCGAUGCGCCCUGUCACAGGAACCGAUAAUCAAAGCUUGAAUUCCAUGACAGGUACGCCAAUGUAUAUGUCCCCUGAAGUGAUAACUGGUGCUUCAACUGAUCGUAGUGGUGUCGUUGAUAUUUGGUCACUAGGAUGCUGUGUGUUGGAAAUGGCGACCGGUCGUCGACCAUGGGCCAAUCUAGAUAACGAAUGGGCUAUUAUGUAUCACAUCGCUGCUGGACAUAAACCACCGUUGCCAUCACCAGAUCAAUUGAGCGAAGAAGGCCGAAGAUUUAUAUCACGAUGCCUUGUCCAUGAUCCUGCAAAGAGGCCCAGUGCUGUCGAGUUGUUGAAUGACCCAUGGAUGGUUUCAAUUAGACAGAUUGCCUUUGGUGGAAGUGGAUCGGAGUAUAGUACACCCUCGUCUGAGAAUGGAAACUCAAACCAGUCAUAA
Messenger RNA from Lodderomyces margitis, 4365 nucleotides. It is a transcript of the gene SSK2, whose product is annotated as mitogen-activated protein kinase kinase kinase. Gene Ontology annotation, biological process: protein phosphorylation; stress-activated MAPK cascade. The transcript has a single exon. Lineage: Eukaryota; Fungi; Ascomycota; Pichiomycetes; Serinales; Debaryomycetaceae. Bases 1 to 4365 code for a protein of 1454 amino acids. The record is from RefSeq and is a predicted model, not a curated record. Gene Ontology annotation, molecular function: ATP binding; MAP kinase kinase kinase activity. Gene Ontology annotation, cellular component: cytoplasm.